AUGCAAGACGACAGCAUAGAAGCCUCUACCUCCAUAUCUCAGCUUCUAAGAGAGAGCUAUUUAGCUGAAACUAGACAUCGGGGAAACAAUGAGAGGAGUCGAGCAGAGCCUUCCUCCAGCCCUUUCCAUUAUGGCAGUCCUGGGGCUGCUGAAGGAGGAGGCCAAGAUGACCUUCCAGACCUUUCAGCCUUUCUAAGCCAAGAAGAAUUAGAUGAAAGUGUCAAUCUGGCGAGACUGGCCAUCAAUCACGACCCUUUGGAGAAAGCAGAUGAAGCUCAAGGUAGAAAACAUCUUUCUUCUGAUCAGAUGAAACACUCACCUAAAUCAAGUUUUGAGCCUAACUUCUGCCAGGACAACCCUCAAAGUCCUACCAGCUCGAAAGAGAGCCCCCAGGAGGCAAAAAGGCCACAGUAUAGUUCUGAAACCCAGUGCAAAAAAGUAUUCCUAAAUAAGGCUGCCGAUUUCAUUGAGGAGCUGUCCUCCCUUUUCAAAGCCCAUAGCUCCAAGAGGAUUAGACCUCGUGCCUGCAAAAACCACAAGAGCAAACUGGAAUCUCACAACAAAGAUACACAGGAAAACAGCUCCGGUUUCUCAGCUCUGUCAGAAAGACGAGAAAGAUCUUCUGCUCCCAUCCCUAUCCCUGUGGAUACCAGGGACAAUGAAGUGAAUCAUGCCCUUGAACAGCAGGAAGCCAAGAGACGUGAAGCUGAGCAGGCUGCCAGCGAGGCAUCUGGUGGGGAUUCCUCCCCAGGGUCUUCACCUUCAUCUUUGUACUACGAAGAACCUCUGGGCCAACCUCCCCGGUUCACUCAAAAGUUACGGAGCAGAGAAGUUCCAGAAGGAACCCGAGUACAGUUGGAUUGCAUAGUGGUAGGAAUUCCACCGCCUCAAGUCAGGUGGUACUGCGAAGGCAAAGAGCUCGAAAAUUCCCCAGACGUUCACAUCAUCCAGGCAGGAAAUCUGCAUUCGCUGACCAUUGCAGAAGCUUUUGAAGAGGACACAGGACGCUAUUCCUGCUUUGCUUCUAACAUCUAUGGGACAGAUUCAACUUCUGCUGAGAUUUAUAUAGAAGGGGUUUCUUCUUCUGACUCAGAAGGGGACCCCAACAAGGAAGAGAUGAAGCGAAUCCAGAAGCCAAAUGCGGUGUCAUCCCCUCCCACUACCUCUGCGGCCAUUCCUCCAGCAGGAACCCAAGCCCAGCCCGUUGUGUCAAUGAUCCAACAGUGUCAGAGCCCUACCAAUUACUUACAAGGAUUGGAUGGAAAACCCAUCAUUGCAGCUCCUGUGUUCACAAAGAUGCUACAAAAUUUGUCAGCUUCUGAGGGUCAGCUGGUUGUCUUUGAAUGCAGAGUAAAAGGAGCUCCAUCUCCUAAAGUUGAGUGGUAUAGAGAAGGGACCUUGAUAGAAGACUCUCCAGAUUUUAGGAUUUUACAGAAAAAACCUCGAUCCAUGGCAGAGCCAGAGGAGAUUUGCACUUUGGUCAUUGCUGAGGUGUUUGCAGAAGACUCUGGGUGCUUCACGUGUACCGCAAGCAACAAGUACGGCACCGUGUCCAGCAUCGCGCAGCUGGACGUGAAAGGAAAUGAAGACCUCAGCAAUAACGGGUCUCUUCAUUCGGCCAGCUCCACCACCAACUUGGCUAUUAUUGAGCAACAGCCAUCUCCGCCCAACCCAGAGCCUCCUUCUGUGGAACAGCCCCCAAAACCCAAACUCGAAGGGGUUCUGGUGAACCACAAUGAGCCCCGGUCAAGCUCCAGGAUUGGGCUCCGUGUGCACUUCAACCUGCCUGAAGAUGACAAGGGAAACAAAGCGUCUGAGGGUGGGAUGGCAGCCACCAGCCAGUCCAGGCCCAAUUCUUUCCAGGAGAGGUUCAAUGGACAGGCAGCAAAGAUCCAGGAGCCUUCCUCACCUGUCAAAGAGCCCCCUCCAGUUCUGGCCAAACCAAAACUCGAUUCCACUCAGUUACAACAGCUUCACAACCAAGUCUUACUGGAACAACAGCAGGUGCAAAAUUCAUCUCCUUCAUCUCCUAAGGAGUUUCCUUUCAACACAAGCACCUUCAACUCCACCGCCCUCGCGGCGGUUACAGUGUCCAACAAGCAGGUGAAGGCGCCUUCAUCACAGACAUUCAGCCUGGCCCGGCCGAAGCAUUUUUUCCCCUCCACGAGCAGCACCGCAGCACCCAUGUCCCCUCCCGGCUCUCCCGUGGUCACCUUGAGCAGCACUCCUCAAACUCUUCAGAGGACAGUGAGCAAAGAAAGCCUCUUUGUUUCUCACCCCUCCGUGCAAACCAAGUCUCCAGGAGGGGUUUCCAUCCAAAACGAGCCACUCCCUGUGGGCCCGACAGAGCCUGCGCAGCCACCACUCACAUUUUCCCUCCCCAGUGGAAACCAGUUUCAGCCCCGCUGCGUGUCCCCAUUGCCUGUUUCUCCCACCAGCCGGAUUCAGAACCCAGUGGCUUUCCUCAGCUCGGUUCUGCCUUCUCUCCCCACCGUCCCACCCACCAAUGCCAUGGGGCUGCCUAAGAGUGCGCCAUCUGUGCCAUCCCAGGGACUAAAGAAGAAAAAUACCAAGUCUCCUCAACUGGUGAACGAUGAUUACAUUCGUGAAACUAAGAAUGCAGUGAUUCUAGACUUGGGGAAAAAAAUGAAUUUCAGUGACGUCAGAUCAAACCAGCAGGAGUACAAAAUUUCAAGCUUUGAGCAGAGGCUGAUGAAUGAAAUAGAGUUUCGCUUGGAACGUACUCCUGUUGAUGAAUCAGACGACGAAAUCCAACAUGAUGAGAUCCCCACGGGCAAGUGUAUUGCUCCCAUCUUUGACAAAAGACUCAAGCACUUCCGGGUCACAGAAGGCUCUGCAGUCACAUUCACCUGCAAAAUUGUUGGGAUACCUGUUCCAAAGGUUUACUGGUUCAAAGAUGGGAAGCAGAUUUCUAAAAGAAAUGAGCACUGCAAAAUGAGGCGAGAAGGAGAUGGGACAUGUUCUCUGCACAUUGAAUCCACCACCAGUGAUGACGACGGCAACUACACCAUCAUGGCAGCCAACCCCCAGGGAAGAAUCAGCUGUUCUGGCCACUUGAUGGUACAGAGUUUGCCCAUUCGCAGUCGACUAACCUCUGCUGGUCAGUCUCACAGGGGAAGGUCCCGAGUGCAAGAAAGAGACAAAGAGCCCCUACAGGAACGCUUUUUCCGACCACAUUUCCUGCAGGCUCCUGGGGAUAUGGUAGCACACGAGGGACGCCUCUGUCGGCUGGACUGUAAGGUGAGUGGCUUACCACCCCCAGAGCUGACGUGGCUGCUCAAUGGCCAGCCUGUGCUACCAGACGCCUCCCACAAGAUGCUGGUCAGGGAGACCGGAGUCCACUCUCUGCUCAUUGACCCACUCACUCAGCGCGAUGCGGGGACCUAUACAUGUGUUGCUACCAACAAAACCGGGCAGAACUCCUUUAGUCUGGAGCUCACGGUAGUAGGAAGUUAUCGCUGUUAUCUCUGCCCUGAAGAUGAGUUGAGGCAGUCUCAGAAGGGAGCUUGGAGCUAUGUAUGCAUGCACCAGGACACAACAGGGUAUGUCUGCCUCCUCAUUCAGCCAGCCAAGAAAUCAGAUGCUGGGUGGUACACGUUGUCAGCCAAGAAUGAAGCUGGCAUCGUGUCGUGCACUGCUAGGCUGGAUAUAUACGCUCAGUGGCACCACCAGAUCCCACCACCCAUGUCCAUCCGGCCCAGUGGCAGUCGCUACGGAUCUCUCACCAGUAAAGGACUCGACAUUUUUUCUGCCUUUUCCUCCAUGGAGAGCACAAUGGUGUAUUCAUGCUCUUCUCGGAGUGUAGUGGAGAGCGAUGAACUUUAA
Galeopterus variegatus (Sunda flying lemur) is the source of this 3846-nucleotide messenger RNA. RefSeq names its product myopalladin (gene MYPN). The transcript is spliced from 19 exons. Bases 1 to 3846 code for a protein of 1281 amino acids. NCBI's taxonomy places the organism in Eukaryota, Metazoa, Chordata, Mammalia, Dermoptera, Cynocephalidae. The record is from RefSeq and is a predicted model, not a curated record.